CUUUUGCUAUCCCUAAUGUUCCGUGAUCAUUUUUGCUUGAGGUUAUCAGCUCUCUUCUCAACCACCCGUUUGUUCGGAAAAGUAUCGGACCACAAUGGCGGCGGGUCUCAGCGAAACAGUAACAGCUCUUCCCUCACAACAACCCUACCAGUACUAGCCAGCUCGCUAGCUCCUCUCUCUUUUGUGUCGCAGGACCCAUACUUGACAAGCAUUAUCAUCAUACUGAAUAAGACAUCAUGGCCAAGUGCGUUUGUAUUGUCUACAAUGAAUCCACCUCGAGCAGUGUGGCCACAAGUGCAACCAUCAUGGGUAUGUUGACUCUGUCACAGGCAACUGAGGAUGCUCCUACUGUCAUCCAAGGCAAACUCAAGGGGCUCACACCCGGCAAGCAUGGAAUUCAUGUCUGUACCUAUGGAGACCUGUCGGAAGGUGCUUCUUCCUGUGGACCCAUCUUUAAUCCAUUUGGCAAAACUCAUGGACACCCCGACGACAUUGAUCAGCGCAUGGUGGGUGAUUUGGGCAAUCUCGUUGUUGGUGCAGGUGCUGCCGCCGAGGAAGGAGACGAAGCAGCAGCUGCAGUCAGUGAUGUUUGUGAAGUGAACAUCUCGGAUCCUAUGGUGAAAUUACUGGGACCACAUUCCGUUAUUGGACGAUCUUUGGUGGUUUAUGCAGGUGAAGAUGAUUGUGGCAGAGGAGGACAUGAAAACUCUCUGACAACUGGAAAUCCAGGCCCAAGAAUUGGUGCUGGAGUCGUAGGACUUACCUCGUCGUAGAAAGUAAAGCAAGACUAGGCAGGCAAUACCAAACAGCUGUAGAUGUCAAAUGGUAUUAGAAAGAUUAGCAGGGCUUGCGGAAU
Messenger RNA from Seminavis robusta, 856 nucleotides. NCBI's taxonomy places the organism in Eukaryota, Bacillariophyta, Bacillariophyceae, Naviculales, Naviculaceae. The record is from the annotation of a GenBank genome assembly.